Molecule: messenger RNA, 3643 nt
Organism: Pantherophis guttatus
Lineage: Eukaryota; Metazoa; Chordata; Lepidosauria; Squamata; Colubridae
Source: RefSeq, a predicted model, not a curated record
AAAGUCCAGUUGCCUCUUAAAAAAGCAGCUUUGGGACAACCAUGACCUGAAUGAUGGACAAUCUCCAUUCACUUUUGAGAAUACCAUGGACAACCAAGAAAUAAAGAUGAAUCAUUGAAUCAAUCAACCAACCAACCCAGAAUUCUUACUCAAGAAUCAAAUGACCAGGUUCAAAUUACUCGGUUUCGAACAAAUUUAAGUGAAGACCCAGCUCUCUGGAAAAGGCUCUGAUGUGGGAAAGAUGGAAGGAAAAAGAAGAAGAAGGCAACCAGAAGUAAGGUGGUGGCACUUAGUUAUAAUGGUGAUGGGGGCACACUUGGAAGACCAGAAGGACCAAGUUGGGGAUAGAUCAUCAUGGAGAAAAUCUACCGUAGAUAUGUGGAACCAUAUCUAGGAAUCAACACUGACUUAAUGAGACUUUCACAGAAUUAGCAGCAAAUAGCAGGAAACCAGAAUGAAAGAAAUUUAACUCCUCCAGGGUCUACACCCAUGACUCUGCCACUUCCAAUUCUCCUUUGUGCCAAGGGAUGUCUGAUCACAAACGUCAUUGAGAUUCUUCUCACGGAGAAUGAAAAAAACACCGAAUGAAAGGAAAGUUUGUCCCCGCUGAACACGAAGGAGUUUCUCAGCAAGUUGACCAGGAAAAGCUUUGGAGAUCCCCAAUCUAUCUCGCUGCAUGUCUGGUCAAGUUGAUGCCCAUUGGAUUCUUAACUAAAAUCAGCACUUUGUGCCUCCAGAGUUCAAUAGAGUUGAUGCCACUCGGCUUGUCUCUAAAGAAUUAGGUCAAUUUGACGGGUUUUCUGAAGAAAGAACUGUAGCAGGACAAAAGAGGACCAGAAAUAAAGCAAUCAGAAAUUUGUCAGAAGUCCGGAGCAUCUGAAAAGAUUCUGGAAUGAGUCUGGAAAAAGAUUCAGCUCCUCUCUGGACCACAACAGCGGAUGGGCAGGUGAAGCUGCGAAGGGACCCCACCUGCUCACAAGCGCCGAUAACAAUUCACCAGAUGUUCCUAGAAUCUCUAGAGAAAUACAAGUCUCUCAACGCAUUAGCCAGCAAAAAGGAUGGGAAAUGGGAAAAAAUUACUUUUUCGGAGUAUUACCACCUUUCUCGGAAAGCAGCCAAGAGUUUCCUGAAGCUCGGCCUUGAACGAUUCCACAGUGUUGCAAUUCUGGGUUUUAAUUCUACAGAGUGGUUCAUUUCGGCUGUAGGAGCUGUAUUUGCUGGAGGCAUUGUGUCUGGGAUCUACACCACCAGUUCUCCAGAGGCUUGUCAUUAUAUUGCUCAUGAUUGCAGAGCUAAUAUUGUGGUGGUGGAAAACCAGAAGCAGUUGGACAAGAUAAUGCAGAUCUGGGAUCGUUUACCAUACUUAAAAGCUGUCGUGAUGUAUAAAGAUUGUGUGUCUGAGAAACAUCCCAAUUUGUAUACGAUGGAUGAAUUCAUGGAGUUGGGAGACGAAAUUCCGGAUGGACAACUUGAUGCCAUCAUCAACUCCCAAGAGGCAAACCAAUGUUGUGUCCUGAUCUACACCUCUGGAACGACAGGGAAGCCCAAAGGGGUCAUGCUGAGCCAUGACAAUAUUACCUGGACCUCUGCCCAUGCCAGUCGAGCAGGAGACGUACAACCAGCUGAAAUCCAACAGGAAAAGAUUGUCAGUUACCUGCCACUGAGCCACGUUGCUGGUCAGAUGUAUGACCUCUGGACUGGGAUCAAGUGGGGCGAAGAGGUUUAUUUCGCACAACCGGAUGCCUUGAAGGGAAGCUUGGUUGAGGUCCUCAAAGAAGCAUUGCCCUCUUCACAAAUGGGAGUACCCCGCGUGUGGGAGAAGAUGAUGGAGAAGAUCAAAGAGGUUUCUUCUCAAACCGGAUUGCUGAAGAAGAAGAUGCUGUCUUGGGCCAUGUCGGCCACUUUGGAACAAAACCUGAGCUGCUCAAAUAGGGACUCAAAGCCCUUCUGGAUGGGGUUGGUGGACUCUUUGCUCCUGGCGAACAUCCGGUGGGCCCUGGGCCUUUCCCAGUGCCAGAAGCAUUUCUCCGGAGCUGCCCCUCUCCCUGUGGAAGUCUCCCACUUCUUCCUCGGCCUAAACAUCCCUAUUUAUGAAGGGUACGGGAUGAGCGAAACCUCCGGUCCCUUUUGCAUAGCUGGGCCACAUGUGUAUCGACCUCACAGCUGUGGCAAGGUAGUCCCAGGCUGCCUCAUUAAGAUAGUCAACGAAGACAAGGAUGGCAACGGGGAGAUUUGCUUUUGGGGACGGAGCGUCUUCAUGGGCUAUUUGAACAUGGAGGACAAGACCAGGGAAGUGAUUGACCAGGAUGGCUGGUUGCACUCUGGAGAUCUUGGAAAGAUUGACCAGGAUGGAUUUGUUUAUGUCACCGGAAGAAUUAAAGAGCUGAUUAUUACAGCUGGAGGUGAGAAUAUCCCUCCAAUCCCCCUGGAAGAAGCUGUCAGGAAGGAGCUGCCACUUAUUAGCAACGCUGUGUUGAUUGGCGACCGGAAGAAGUUCUUGUCUAUGCUGUUGACCUUAAAGUGCUCAGUGGAUCCUGAUACAUCGGAACCCACCGACUGCCUGACCCAGGAAGCCAGAGACUUUUGUCAAAAAGCCGGCAGCAAAGCCACACGGGUGUCCGAGAUUGUGCAGACCAGAGACCAAGCCGUUUACCGGGCUGUGCAAGAUGGCAUAGACCGGGUCAAUAGGCGCUCUGUCAGCAACCCUCAGCGCAUUCAGAAGUGGGCGAUUUUAGGAAAAGAUUUCUCUAUUUCUGGGGGAGAAUUUGGUCCAUCGAUGAAAUUAAAGCGGCAAACGGUGGCCGAGAAGUACCAAAAUGAAAUUGAAGCUUUUUACAAGGAUUGAAGUUGAGUUGCCUUAGCUCCGUCAGAAGAAAUCCUGCCAGUUUCUUUUGUAAAGCCUUAACUGUUCCCAUGCAAACAUUACACUGGAAAAGGUAUGAAUAGUUUUUGCAAUGGGGGCAGAAAGCAUCUCUCUAUGACUUCUCAGUGUUAUUUUCAAUUUAGUAACCAAAAGACCGAAUCAUAACUCCCAAAUACAAUCCAGUUAACAGACUUUUAUUCUACUGCAGUUAUAUGGGCUAGAGAUGGAAUGAUUAGUUAAGCUGACCCUUGAAAAUGCUUUUAAAUCAAACUGUAUCUUAAUUUAUUCUGAAUUCCCCAGGAACUAUUCGAUUGCAUGGAUAAAGGUAAUUUUUAAGCCAGCUCUGGAAAAAAAACCAUGUCAAAUAAUAAAAGUAUUUUGUAAAGCAAACAUUGGCUAAAAAGUUUGAGGUACUUCAAAAUGUACCCAUGAAACUCUUUGCAAUGAGCCGUAAUAAUUGGUUCAGACGGUGCUAUUGCAUUUAUUACAAGCUUUUUAUCCUGCCAUAUUCCACAUGGCUCUAAGUAGAUUAUUUUAUUCAACAAAGCAACACUUUUCUGUGAUUCCAGGUUUUUCUCCAGCCUUAGUAGCUUCCAUUGAGAAAAUUUGAAGACUUUCUAUGAUUCAUGACAAAGCUUGUUUGUAACCCCAAUACUUAAAACUUAAUAUCCUUUCUAGAAUCAGUCUGAGAUCUUGCAGAGAUAAAAGAGGGAGAUGCAAAAAUAGAUUGACGGAGCAUUUAAAGCUUCACUUAUUAAAAGAACACAAAAAAGCAAGAAA